GUCCUGGCUUCUUGGUCCCUCCUCUGACUCCACUCUGACCCCAUCCAGCUUAGCCUGACCUCUGUAUAAUGAUGGGCCGCACUGGAUCAGCCGCCACUCGCUGUGUUUCUCUUUUUCUUUCUUUUUUCUUUCUCCUCCUGCUUCUUGUUGGUCUCGGCGCCCGAUGGCCAACCACUCAGCUCAGCUCCCCUUGCGAGAUCAAAAAAGGGCUUUUUGCCCCGACAAUGACCCAUACCAUCCAUAUCUCCAUUUGUCUGCGUGGCGGCCCAAUUGAUUGCACUGCAGCUGUGUAGAUUCGCGGGGUGCAAUGCGGAUGAAUCAAUACAACCAGAUUCAGCUCUCUUUUUUGAUAUUGAUUACAGGAAUAGUAGAGGGGAGACACUGAAGUAUAUUAUUUUUCUAUAGAUACCGCCCCCCACCCGCUGUUGUGCGUAAUCUAUAAAAAUGGAAAAGACGUACAAAUGGACACCAUUCGCUAUCGACUGCCUUCGACAAUGAGCGCAUAUUUUGAACCCUAUAUGAACCAUAUUUUGUUUGUUGUGGUCGGGGUAAACACCCUCGACCUCAACGCUGCCCUUCUUCUUCUAUCGCAGCUGGACAGCAGCGAUGGAAGAACAAUACAAAAGAAAAGAAAGGGCGCGGGGGAGAUAUAGCGCAGCGGAUACGCUGAGAGAGUGUGUG
Gamsiella multidivaricata is the source of this 681-nucleotide messenger RNA. RefSeq lists its product as uncharacterized. Lineage: Eukaryota; Fungi; Mortierellomycota; Mortierellomycetes; Mortierellales; Mortierellaceae. The record is from RefSeq and is a predicted model, not a curated record. The coding region runs from base 69 to 293 and encodes 74 amino acids. The transcript has a single exon.